Thunnus maccoyii (southern bluefin tuna) is the source of this 4093-nucleotide messenger RNA. RefSeq names its product sphingomyelin synthase 1a (gene sgms1a). Gene Ontology annotation, cellular component: endoplasmic reticulum membrane; Golgi membrane. The transcript has 7 exons. NCBI's taxonomy places the organism in Eukaryota, Metazoa, Chordata, Actinopteri, Scombriformes, Scombridae. Bases 576 to 1808 code for a protein of 410 amino acids. The record is from RefSeq and is a predicted model, not a curated record. Gene Ontology annotation, biological process: ceramide biosynthetic process; sphingomyelin biosynthetic process. Gene Ontology annotation, molecular function: protein binding; ceramide cholinephosphotransferase activity; sphingomyelin synthase activity.
CUCACAAACCGCCUGCCCAUGAAAACACCGGACGGACUCACAGAGGGAUUCGUAGCACAUUGCGGUGAUAACCACCACAAUUGGAAGAGAAAUCCAUCAUCAUUUCGACGGCAAGGCAAGAGAGAGAAACAGACAGCACCAGGAAGUCAUGAGAAACCGAAAAGACAUGGAGAUCAUCAGGACCAAAGAGUAAGACAGACAAGACAUUUGCAGCAGCUAGGAGAGAGAGAGACAGAUGAGACACAGGUACAGAAGCAGGUGAAGAGAGACAACAUGGAAGAGGGGUGCAGUGUGUGUCGGGAAAGACAGAUGAGGUGAAAAACGCCAAAGGAGGCCACUGUGGUUCAUCUGCUAUCUGUUGGCCCUAACCCUGAGUGACCCUGCUGCCUACUUUCUCCCAGUCCCCCCUGUCAUUUCAAGAAGAGGCAGGGGUCCCUCUGGGUGCCCUCUUUCAAGAAACACCAUGUGCCAAAGCUGGAGCGGCCUAACUACUACCCCAUAGACCACCAAACCUUGUGUACCUUCCCCUCUAGUCUGAGGACCCUCCUGAUCCUCCACACUGCUCACCGGUCAAGAUGAAGAGGGUAGCGGCAUGGUCACCAGAGGACGUAUCUGACUGGUUGAGCAAAGAGGGGAUGCCAGAGUACAUCGAUGCCCUCCAUCAAACAGACGGCCCCGCCCUGCUCAGGCUCACAGAGGCAAAUUUCCAGAUGCCGCCCCUCUCGCUGGUCUCAUCUGAUGGCGGACAGCAACUGUUGGAGAAAGUAGAGACACUGCGGAUAGAGACUCAUAUCGAGGCUCAUAAAAAUGGGCAUGCAAACGGGCAUGCUGGUGGGUUGCCCAAUGGGACUAGCAAGGCCCUAAGGAAUGGCACAUUGGGGAUGAAGGACUUCAGGAUGGAGAUGGUCCACAUCCCCAUCCCCCCUACAAUGGAAGCGACACGCACCUCCUUCCCUGCCGAGUGGGGGAAGACGGGCAUAGCGUUCGUCUAUGCGGUGGUGUGCUUUGUGACCACCACUGUCGUCAUUUCGGUGGUCCAUGAGAGAGUACCGUCAAAGGAGCAUACCCCACCGCUGCCUGAUAAGUUCUUCGACCUGUUUAACAGGAUAGAGUGGGCCUUCUCCAUCUGUGAGAUCAACGGCAUGCUGCUAGUGGGACUCUGGCUGAUACAGUGGAUUCUACUCAAGCACAGGUCAAUUGUAGGCAGGCGGUUCUUCUUCAUUGUUGGCACACUCUAUCUGUACCGGUGUAUUACAAUGUACAUCACCACUCUGCCUGUUCCCGGGAUGCACUUCAAAUGCUCUCCAAAGCUUCUUGGGAACUGGGAAGCGCAGAUGAGAAGAGUAAUGAAGAUGAUUGCUGGUGGGGGCCUAUCAAUCACAGGUUCCCACACCAUGUGUGGAGACUAUCUGUACAGUGGCCACACUGUUAUGUUAACACUAACAUACCUCUUCAUCAAGGAGUAUUCCCCCAAACGCUUCUGGUGGUACCACUGGAUUUGCUGGCUCUUGAGCGCUGUGGGAAUUUUCUGCAUCCUCCUGGCCCAUGACCACUACACUGUGGAUGUGGUGGUGGCAUAUUUUAUCACUACACGCCUCUUCUGGUGGUACCACACUAUGGCCAACCAGCAGUCACUGAAAGAGACAUCACAGAGUAACCCGUUCUCGCGGGUGUGGUGGUAUAGACUGUUCCAAUACUUUGAAGAAAACGUCAACGGCACAGUCCCUCGAAAUUAUCAGCUGCCGUCAUCAUGGCGAUCUUUGCAGUGGAGCCGCAGUGUAAAAUACAGCAAACUGGACAUCCAGUGACCCUUAUCUCAAAGCAGGCGAGGACUGUGACUUCCAGAAGUGCUGUCAUGAUGGCACUGUUUAAUGUAGCGCUGUCCUUUCCCCUCUAGUAACAGACACAACCUCUCCAAAUGGGUAACACUGUGACCCACCUAGUAUUUUUUUUUUUUUUUUUCCUCCACGUGUAUAUGUACUAUAUAUAUUAUUUCUGUUCUCUUGUCCUCUUUUCUCUUCUGGUAGUAUUUGUCAACACCGAGCACUAAUUUAUAUUUGUUUUGUGUCCUUUACUCUUUGUGGGCCACAUAACAGUUUCUGCUUUUGUAGCAGAUCUAUGAAGCAUUUCAAAAAACUUGUCAAUACUCAAAUAGUUUUUGGCCAUAAGGACUCAGACAUACUUUUUUUUUCUCUCAGCACAAAAACUUAAUGUCUUCAUGUUCUUACAAAACUUUUUUAGUGCAAAUAGUGUCAAUCAAAUCCAUAUUUGAUAACCAAAAUGCCAUAAGCAUUUUUUUUUUUUUUUUUUUUUUUUUUUUAUUAUAGCAAAUUACGUUUUGUAAACUGUCCUUGCUAAAAUGAGUCAAAGGUGCAAAAAAAACUUUUUUCUAAGUAUGUCAAACCUUAUUUUUUCAAAAACAAAUGAUGUCCAACAAAAGAUUUUUAGAUUUUUACCUUUUUCAAGAUGGAUAACUGAGAGCAUAAGAAUCUAAUGUGGUAUAACAUUAUUCCAGUGCCUUUCUUAGCUUGAUUGUAAAACAGUUCAAGUACUAUGUGUCUUGUUUCCCUCUGCCGUGGGUGUGACCAUGCCGCGGUACGAGGCAGUACUUAGUUAACAGUCUCGUUCAAUUGAAUGUAAAAACAACUACGCCAGCCUUACCAGAAGAUUGGUCUUCCCAAAUUUAAAUGCAGUGAGUGAAAUGUCCCAUUUAUUUAUUGAUGCUUUAUGAUGUCAGUUUGUGCUUAAUUGGUUAAUACUGUUCUAACAGAAAAAUGACUGUUAAUUGUAUUUUUUUUUUUUUAAUGUCUGUACCAUUUCAUUUUACCAAUCAGUCUAAGUAACACCAGCCAUGUUCAAAACCCGAGCAUUGACGCUCAGUCGCCCAGUGACACUACCAUGUCUGCAGGUUUUACUUUAUCUGCCAAACAUCACUGCCUGAUUGGAAAUUUGAUCAGAAAUAUCCCAGUUUUUCUGCACCUGGCAUCAUUGCUACAUCUCUUGCUCAGAAAGAAAAUGAGCCCCGACCUUGUUCCCCCACAUUGAGUCCCACUACAGAAUCGGAAAUCCUCUCAUUACUAUCUUGUCUUGUACCCUUUUGGUGAUGAGAAGUUUAGGAAAAUGUACAACUUGACAACUGUGUUGAGUUUAGGGAAUGUCAAAGUCGUGAAAAUGGAAGCUUCAGGCAAAGUUUCUGAACAUGUCUUUAAUGGUUCUGUAUGUGCUUUGUAUGAUUUGUCUUGUACUAAAUCAAGCUGCUACCUUACAGUCUAAAGACACUGUAUCUUCUACAUUGUCUCCCAAGUGUAACGCCAAAACACACUUCUUUAUAGACCUAGCAAACACUCAACAUGGAACUUGUGUAAGGGGAACAAGUUGAAGCAUGAUGCACAGAGCGGGUGAUACAUUCGGCCAUACGAGUGCAAAUAGGAUAACAUUGAUUUCCAUGAAUGUGAAGAUGUGUCCUUGUUGAUUAUCCUAAUUAUGUACAUGUUGACUGAACUUAAAAGAAUAAGUAUUACACAAGUUCAUCUAUAGGGAAUGACUUUAAAGUCAUAUGACACUUAAAAUUUAACCUAUUAACUUUGAAGAAAAACUGCACAAAUUUCAGAUAAAUAAUCAUGAUUAAUCAAGGAUUAAUUUCUUUAAAUGUUGUCAAAAGGAGGAGGUGAGAACAUUUUCAAUGUGAAGAAGUCUGAAGUCUGUUUGAGACAAAAUACAAUGUAGACUUCCUCUCCUUCCUGUAGCAUUGUCCAAUCAUUUCACUUUCACAGAAAGCAGUUUCUUAGCUUCUAAGAGCACAAUGGUUCCUUGCAUACGGCCAUAUUUUGAUUAUAGUACAAACGCGGCUCUCUAAUUACGUUUGAGAGCCAUGAUAUCGAUGAAGGGUGGAGUUAAAGUUUGCCAAUCAAGCUGUCUAUUUUUUUAUUUUAUUUUUUUUUGUCUCAAAGAAAUGAAAGUUGGCUAUUGUGUAUGUUUCUCUGUAAACUUCUCACCCAGUUUGUCCCUUUUUGUGCGUAUACCAGAUGUUUGUAAGAUAUGAUAAAGGAAUCUACUUGGGGCGCUUUUGAAUAAAAGAUUUUACUAUAACGUA